Messenger RNA from Paramecium pentaurelia, 1234 nucleotides. Lineage: Eukaryota; Ciliophora; Oligohymenophorea; Peniculida; Parameciidae. The record is from the annotation of a GenBank genome assembly.
UAUGAGAAAUUCCAAAAAAACACUUCUCAUAGUAGGUGGUGGUUUUGCAGGCAUGACAAUAAUUACUUAGACUUAUAAGCAGUUCAAUAUAGUUUUAUUAGAUCAAAAAUCAUAUUUUGAAGUAAUUAAACUAUAUAAUUAUAAGUUUGUACCAUCUGUCUUCAAUGCUUUCAUCCAUCCAGAAUCUAUUUUUGAUCUAACCCUACAAUUUAAAUAGAGUAAAUUUGGAGUCCUCUUUAUAUAAGGCAAAUUAGUAUUUAUUAUUAAUAUACAUAUAUAGACUCAUAUUGAAGAUAAUAUAGCAUAUUAUGAAGGAGGCUAAAUUGAAUUUGAUUAUUGUGCUAUUACAAUAGGUUCUAAUUAUACAAAUCCUAUUAAGUCUACAAUUCCUAAACUUUCAGAUAGAUUUAUUGAACUUAAAAAAACUCAACUAAAAAUUAUUGAAUCCUAAACUAUUUUAAUAAUUGGUGGAGGCACUGUUGGAGUAGAAUUAGCUUGUGAAAUCAAAGCUUCUUAUAAAUAGAAAACAGUAGCUCUAAUUACAAAAGGUAAAAUAUUAUCAACCAUGCCUAAAUCUGCUUCAGAAUAUGCUAAAAAAAGAAUGCUAAAUUUAGGAAUCGAAAUUUAAGAAAAUUAUAAAGGACCUUCAUUAGAUUCUAAUUUUGAUUUAGUGUUUAAUUGUAAAGGGAAUAAUUAUGAAAGUGUUCGUCUUAAUGACAAUUAUGAAAUGUUUGAUCCAAAAAAACAAAUCUUAGUUGAUGAUUACUUAAAAAUUAGAACAAAUUAAAAUAUAUAUUGUGCUGGUGACAUUUGCAUAUCUAGUUAAAAUGAAACUAAAACAGCAUUUGCUGCUGAAAUGUAAGGAGAAAUCGUAGCUUACAAUUUAAAACAUCCAAAUAAAUAGAUUAAAUCAUAUUGGAUACCUAACACUUAUAUUAUAUCUUUAGGUGGAUGGAAGGCAGUCUUUGUAUUUGAAACUUUUACUUUUGGUGGUUUUAUACCUUAUUUGAUGAAACUCUUUAUUGAAGUUGUAGUAGUCAAUGAUUUUAGAGGAAUAAUUGGAUUUAAUACUAUUCAUUAGAUCAUGAAUUAUAUUGUUUAUGUGAUGCUCUAUAUCUAUAUGAUUAUGUAAUUGCUAUUUGCUAUUGCUCCUUUGGGAAGUAAAAUUAAAUAAGAUCAAAGAGUUGAAUUAAAAAGAAUUUAAUAAGAAAUUGAAGAAUUCAAAAAACAAUGA